CACGAGAGCGUGAUGGUGAACGAGUGUGCUCGGACUACGAAAGAUGUCACUUGAGUCGAUGCAUCCGCGUUGUCGACGGAAGUGAAGGCGGCCAUGUUGGAGGUCUUUUAGGUUGGUUUUAUCGACAGCACGUUGUCGGAACGGUAAACCACCAUGCAGAUCUUCGUGAAGACCCUCACGGGUAAGACCAUCACCCUCGAGGUGGAGGCCUCUGAUACCAUCGAGAACGUCAAGGCUAAGAUUCAGGAUAAGGAAGGAAUUCCACCGGAUCAGCAGAGACUCAUCUUCGCUGGCAAACAACUAGAGGAUGGACGCACCCUUUCAGAUUACAACAUUCAAAAAGAGUCUACCCUCCAUCUGGUACUUCGUCUCCGAGGUGGUGUUAUUGAACCUACACUACGUAUACUAGCACAGAAGUACAAUUGUGACAAAAUGAUCUGUCGCAAGUGCUAUGCUCGUCUUCAUCCACGAGCAACUAAUUGCCGUAAGAAGAAGUGUGGCCAUACAAAUAAUAUCCGACCAAAGAAGAAGCUGAAGUAAAUUAAGCACGGCACGAAUUCCAAUUUCCAUGUCAUGGAAAUGGAAUUAUAUCUUUCUUAUAUAUGACAUCAAUAAACUGGUAAACUAAU
Messenger RNA from Monomorium pharaonis (pharaoh ant), 629 nucleotides. RefSeq names its product ubiquitin-60S ribosomal protein L40 (gene RpL40). The transcript has 3 exons. Gene Ontology annotation, molecular function: protein tag activity; ubiquitin protein ligase binding; structural constituent of ribosome. Bases 154 to 540 code for a protein of 128 amino acids. Gene Ontology annotation, cellular component: ribosome; nucleus; cytoplasm. Lineage: Eukaryota; Metazoa; Arthropoda; Insecta; Hymenoptera; Formicidae. Gene Ontology annotation, biological process: protein ubiquitination; translation; modification-dependent protein catabolic process. The record is from RefSeq and is a predicted model, not a curated record.